Molecule: messenger RNA, 414 nt
Organism: Diaporthe batatas
Lineage: Eukaryota; Fungi; Ascomycota; Sordariomycetes; Diaporthales; Diaporthaceae
Exons: 4
Coding region: 1-414 (137 amino acids)
Source: RefSeq, a predicted model, not a curated record
AUGCAGCUCUCUUUCGUCCUCAUUCUGCUCGCCAGCACUGCUGGCGUCAUGGCCGACCUGCACAAGUACGCCUUGUGCACCAGCAAGUUCCAGCCCAUCGACAACCCCAACACCUGCCCAAAGAAGCGGGACGUCUUGGACAGCGGCGUCUUGGACCUGGCCACCAGCCGUAUCAAGGGUCGUGGCUAUGGCGAUAACGCCGCGGCGACUAAGAAGGCCUGCGCGGCCUACCGCAACCGCAACACCGGCAACGAGCAGUGGGACAAGUGCCCUGACUGCACCAUUGGCUGGAGACAAAGUCAGGACCCCACCUACUGCGCAAUUACCUGCAACUCCAACGGGGAGCACAUUGGCGGUGACGAGUGGCUCUACUACUGCAAGCAGGCCGGAGCCGAUGACUCCGAUGCCUACUAG